Molecule: messenger RNA, 1828 nt
Organism: Trichobilharzia regenti
Lineage: Eukaryota; Metazoa; Platyhelminthes; Trematoda; Strigeidida; Schistosomatidae
Source: the annotation of a GenBank genome assembly
GCAGUUUUUUAUUGGCUGUUGGCUAGCUGGCUUUUUAUUGGUCUAAAAUAUAAAUUAAAGCGCCAAUCUCUUUAUUUUUACACGGAAAUUUACAGUCAGUAAAAUUUCGGGCUUACCUUACCAUAAUAUAAUGGCGUGUUAAUUUUUUUGGUGUGAGUGUAGUGUGACAGUCACACGCUAUUUGGAUGCAUUGUUGAUGUUUAAAGUAUAUUGAGAUGUAUGAGAAUGUCCAGAAAGUGAAUAUAAAUCAACAAUAAUUUUGAUGCAUUUAUUUUAAGUCCAAAAUAGGAUGUAUGCCAUUUUGGUUACUAGGCGAAUAUAAUUCAACCACCAUUUCUAUAAAUUUAAUGUGUCCUGAAUUAUUACAUGUAGAAAUAUGUAUGUAGUAACUAAUCUACUUUUUUAAGUUGUCACUUCAAUGAUUUGUGGGAAUUGUGCGUACUACGUCAGCAUAAAUGAAGUAAAUUGACAAGGUCAUGGCCAGUGGUAUAUAAGCACUGAAAUAUAUACUAGUGUUUAUUUACUUGAAGUCAUAGUGUUGUGCACGUUAGGAAUUGUUAAAACGAUUAAAUGAUGUUGCAAAGUACUCCUACUGCGUCUACUUCAAGAAAUAUAUCAUCUUUAUUGUGUGAUGUAACAGCUAUAUUCCAAAGGAUAAUGUUGUGUUGUAUAUUUUAUACAUGGACACAAUUUAAGGAAGCUUUAGACACAUUUAUGAAGGAAUCCAAUACAUCCUAUCGUGUUGAUUCAAGUAAAAAAGAUCGACCCGGUGCUGAUGACUACAAGUUUGUUAAGUUUAAAUGCACUUUUGGAAGUCAUCGUGCUCCCCGAGGUGCUGGCUUUAGGAACAGAGGGUUCAAAAGUACAUCAUGUCAGUCAAUAAUUCUAGUCCAGCGGAAAUCCAACGUAUACAUGAUAACCAAGUACAAAACUGUGCAUAACCAUCCCUGCACAGCAAGUUUUAUGUCCACCGAUGUAUCUAGACGUCGGUUAUCAUCACAAGAAAUGGCAAUUAUCCAACCGUUCAUUGAAAGGAAUACUGAUGUCCAUGAAAUCAUGGAUCUAGCACAUGAGAAGUUCGGAAAAGCGCUCCUGUAUAACGAUAUUAAAAACAUGCGGGCUAAGAUAAAUAAACAAAUUGGUUGUUUGGAAGAGCUGCUUCAUCGACUGAGGCAGACAGGUCCAGUUAAAGUUUUGCAGGACAACGCAGGCUUUGUAUCUAAAAUCAUUUUUGCUCGUAAUGAUAUGAUAGACGUGUAUCAUAAGUUUCCAGAAGUAGUUGGAAUCGAUUGUACUUACAAAACGAAUAAGAUGGGAUGGCCUUUAUAUCAGUUUGUUGUGACUGAUGGAUUCGGAAGAGGAAGGACUGUUUUGUUUGCUCUUACUAGGAGAGAAACGUUUGCAGAUAUCAAGGAGAUAUUGCAAACGUUUAAGAGAUUUAUGGUGGAUACAUCGAAAACAUUAACAUUCACUGUCGACUGUGCAACUGCACAGAUGAAAGCCCUAAAGGAGGAAUUCCCUAGUUGCAAUAUUGUUUUGUGUCUUUUCCAUGUAUGCCAGGCAUUCAGAAGGAAGUUCCCAAACCAGCUUGUUAAAAAGUGGUUGUAUCGAAUGGCGCACACGCGCAGUUAUGACAGGUAGGUUAGCAAAUCAGAGUAUAUUGCCAAAGGUUUUGGCGUUACCUAAACCUCAUAAGUAUUGUAGACGCUGAGGCUGGUGCUUACAUUAGAAGGUACUGGCUAAGAACACGCAAAUAUUGGGCUGCAUCGUGCAACAGGUUCACCAUCAGCAUGGGGAACAAUACUAACAACAGAGUUGAGAAUGCUCA